Annulohypoxylon truncatum is the source of this 1561-nucleotide messenger RNA. RefSeq lists its product as uncharacterized. The transcript has a single exon. Lineage: Eukaryota; Fungi; Ascomycota; Sordariomycetes; Xylariales; Hypoxylaceae. Bases 303 to 1307 code for a protein of 334 amino acids. The record is from RefSeq and is a predicted model, not a curated record.
UAGGUACAUAAGAGGGUAAAAGUAGUAGGGCUCAAAACUGAUAAGCGCCAAUUCCGUUGGCACAACUGUGCUAGAUGGGGGCCACAUCUGAGCUGGUAGUCCUAGGCCUCUAGGCUUUUAUUCUUGGAUAAACCCUUCAGGCCAGGAAUACUUACUACCUUAUAUAGCGAUCUCUCUAGAGCAAUAUGGCCACCUCAUCUGAGACUCACAUCCUCAUCAAACAUGAACACUCUACAUUCCUCUAAUGUCCUCACGAAGCACUCUCUGUUGUUCUAAGCCUACACCUCCGCCAGAAAUGAUCGAUGGGGGUACACAACGCAACAAUCAGAAAGAAGCGGCGCAUUAGAAGGCGAUACGCAAUCGCCAUCACAAUGAAGCCGUUUCUAGAACACCAGCAAUCCGGCGCUAUUUCAAGGUUCUUCCCAGAUUCAUGCGAAUCGGAAGGCGACGAUAUGUAUCUGUUCGAUACGCCGCUUCAGCAGCCUCCGACCUUGGACCCCGACCACGAAUUCGUGAAAAUUAGGGAAUCUACUACAACCUUUGCCCUGAAGACGUUUCUAGAAUUUCGAUUAAGCGGGGAUUCCCAGAAUGAGCUGAACGAGGUUAGAAACAGGUUUAGGAUGCGAUGGCGAUCCAAGGACGUGGCCAAGGAUGAUCCAGCGCUCAUCGUCGGCGAAUCUCCUAUUCCCGUCAAACGUCAUUUCCCAUGCCCUUUCUACAUUGACAACCCGUCGAAGCAUCUUGAGUGCCUUACAAGAGCCAAUCUAACAGAGAUAAAGAACGUCAAGCAGCAUCUCUGGAAUGCUCACCGGCUACUACCAUACUGUCCAACGUGUAAUGAAAUCUUUACCACAACAGGAAAUUCGGAUGCCCACAUUCGAAGCCGAUCCUGCAGCCCUCGGGGAGUACCACGACCUGAGGGCAUCAGCCUACAGCAGAUGCAGCAAUUAGCGCGACGCGCAGAAACCUGGAUGUCCGAAGAUCUACAAUGGUUGUCCCUCUGGGAAAUCGUCUUCCCCGGUGCAGAGCUGCCGGAUUUCACUCACCCCUCACGCACCGUAGAAUUCAUGGUCUGCCAAUUCCAGGAUUAUUGGGCAAGCCAGGGAGAAAGGGUCAUAUCUGAUUUUCUCGAAGAAAAGGGCAUUCAAGAUCACAAGCUACUAUACGGGGAGCGUAACUUGGUGGCGUUACGUGCUAUCGUUCUUGACCAAGUCGUUGAUCGCUUAGUCGAAAGUUUCGAACACGAUGACGAUAGCACAAUCACUACAAAGACUGAACAAGUUUUAGCUUCGUUGCGCCAUUCAUAAUGAAAUAGAACUAUCAUGUAUGAUUAUUGAUGAUUGAGAAUAGACUAGAAUAAGGCGUCAUGGUGUGUUUUGUCAUAGAUUAGGUAGGCGUUUCAUCAACGCAAUUCAUUGUUCGGUAACCAUACAGUUUUUUUUCAAGGCCAUCCAAACCUUCAGCUUUUUAACAAGAUAGAAACAAAUAUAACUCUCUUCCGGAGCAAUUCUCAGAAUAUUUAAGAUUGAAUUAUUUUGGUAUAAGAAAAGAGUAUCACUUU